UCGGCUGAAGCUAUCACAGUUUGCUUAAAAUGCAGUACUUAGUUAAAUUUUUACCAUUUUUAUUGGGCUUGCUGGUCCCUGGAAAUUUGGCUGUGGAUUCAGAAGUGGGUGCUGUUGUUGACAUAACACUUGCCCCCAAAACAACCUCGGUGACACACUUAAAUUCCAUUUUGGACUAUUUGGGAUCCACUACAGAAGAAAAACAGAAUAAGUUUACUACAACAGGAGAGUUCACUACAACAGAAGCAUACGCUACAAGAAAAGAAACCACUACAAAAGAAGGAUCCACUACAACAGAAGAAUCUUAUACAACAGAAAGAUUCAGUACACCAGAAGAAACCACUACAACAGAAGGAUCCACUACAACAGAAGAAACCACUACAACAGAAGAAUCCUAUACAACAAAAGGAUCCACUACAGAAGAAACUACUACAACAACGAAAACAUUUGACCUCAUUUCAAUACUUACACCCAAAAAAAUUACAAAAACUCCAGAUAAGUUAGCAGAAAAGUGUUAUCUGAAAAGCGAUCAGGAUAACAGCGAAAAAGGCUUAAAAAUGACGACUUACUGUUAUCGCUGCUGCUACAAUGUUAACGAAUGUGUUAGCAGAUGCCAAAAGCUUCACAAGGAACGUUGUUCCUGGAGUGAUUUUGCACCUGUGCAUUAAAUUAUUAAGAAAAAACCAACUUAAA
Molecule: messenger RNA, 693 nt
Organism: Drosophila suzukii
Lineage: Eukaryota; Metazoa; Arthropoda; Insecta; Diptera; Drosophilidae
Source: RefSeq, a predicted model, not a curated record